Molecule: messenger RNA, 1833 nt
Organism: Impatiens glandulifera
Lineage: Eukaryota; Viridiplantae; Streptophyta; Magnoliopsida; Ericales; Balsaminaceae
Product: homeobox-leucine zipper protein HDG1-like
Exons: 12
Coding region: 1-1833 (610 amino acids)
Molecular function (GO): lipid binding
Source: RefSeq, a predicted model, not a curated record
AUGGAGGAAUCCCGUUUGAGACUCCAGAUCCAACUUUUGAGAGAUGAAUUAAACAAGAUGACGACUUUAGCACAAAUAUGCCUUGGGAGGCAAAUAACGCCUCUUGACCUAUCAAACUCGGCUCUGAUUGGACAAGGUCAUAGUAACUACCACAACUCGAUUGGAAAGUUACCUUUUCUCGAUCUAGCUGAGAAAGCAAUGAAUGAAUUGACCAUUUUAGUUAAUGUAAACAAUCCUCUAUGGAUAGAAAUCGUAGGCGAAGGAGGAGGAGUUAUGGAAUCUCUAAACCUCGGAGAGUACGUCAAGUUGUUCGCUCCUUGUUUAGAAAUUAAACCCGACAACAAUUCUACCCAUUAUGCCACCAGGGCGUCUGGCAUUAUUGCCGCCAACAGCUCCACAAUCCUCAGGGCAUUGAUGGAUGAAAAUCAAUGGUCAUAUUUAUUUCAAACCAUAAUUGGUACGAGUGCACUUAUAGAUAUAAUUCAAGAAGACAAUGGAACAAACUUGAAAAUGAUGUACGCUGAGCUGCAAGCGCUAUCGUCUUUGAUUCCUGUUCGGAAAGUAAAAUUUAUUCGAUUCAGCAGACAGGUUGCAGAGGGAGUAUGGGGAAUGGUGGAUGUAUCUGUUGAAAAUUCCCAUGAUAUUUCGGAAAUAAAUCCAAUUAUAAAUUGUAGGAGGUUCCCUUCUGGAUGUAUUGUGCAAGAUAUGCCCAAUGGUGGCUCCAAGGUAACUUGGGUGGAGCAUUUGGACUUUGAAGAGAACGAGUUCAAUCAUCCAUUAGGAGUCAUGUGUUGCAGUUCGUCUUUUGGUGCUCAAAGGUGGCUUGGUUCACUUAAGAGACAAUGCCUAUGCUUGGCGAUUAUAACUUCUCCUCUUGAUCGAAUUAGCGGGAUGGUUAAUCAGUCCAGGAAGAGAAGCAUGGCUAAUAUGGCUCAUAGAAUGGUAGUCCAAGUAGGGGAAACAAUGGUGACUAUACGCAAUAAUAAUCCGGGUGAGCCAACCGGGGUGGUGCUGAGUGCCUCAAAGUCGUUCUGCAUGCCCAUUUCCCAUCAAUCUCUGUUUAAUUUCCUAAGCCACAAACAUACAAGGGAUGGUGAGUUGAUGGAGGUUCAUUCCACCAUACCAAUAAUGCGAGAGUUGGUUAGAAUCGACAAGAACAAUGGAGACCAUCUCAACCGUGUCUCUUUUCUUGUCACCAAGGUUUUACAUGGUAACAAUCAAAAUUCUGUUCCUAUACUGCAAGAGACUCAAUCAGAUGGGUCGGGGUCAUUGUUAGUAUAUGCGCAAGUGACCUUAGAGGGGAUGCAGACCGUGAUGGAGGGCCGGGAUUCGAGUUUGGUGGAAAUACUUCCGUCAGGAUUUUCCAUCAUCCCGAAUACCAAACUUCUCGAUUGUCCUACAUGGGUCAUUGCUUAUAUAAUUCUGUUUGAAGCUUCGUGGUUGAAGCAAAACUUUGAAUAUCUUGAUUGUUUAUGUCCUGGAGAGGCUUUUUGCACAAAAUGUGCAGUUACACAGUUGGAGUUGCAAAACUCAGGAGCUUCAAGUUAUUAUGACAAAAAUGGCUAUGGAAAUCACCCAAAGACAUUGCAGACGGCAAAGGAGAAUUUUGAGUUAGCCCUGGAGAAAUAUGUCCUUAUCAAAGUUUUCUUUGUGUUGGAACAUAAUAAAUAUGUCCAGUCGGGUCGUCAAGAAUUCUAUUUGGAGAAGGCUGUUGAUAAGGAUCCAGAGUUUUAUCUGAGCUUGAAAAAGGACAAUUUGUGUGACUCCAGAUCCCGUUUGAAACGCUAUGGAGGAAUCCCGUUUGAGACUCCAGAUCCAACUUUUGAGAGAUGA